Molecule: messenger RNA, 1463 nt
Organism: Caenorhabditis angaria
Lineage: Eukaryota; Metazoa; Nematoda; Chromadorea; Rhabditida; Rhabditidae
Source: the annotation of a GenBank genome assembly
AUGUCUCUAACUGCUGAAGCUCGCGAACAACUUUUGCAAGAACUUCAAUUCACUUUUUUGAUGGAUGCGGUGGCAACUCAUUUAUCUGAGUUGAUUUGUGGAGUUGGUAAGUGCAUUUAUUUUUUGGGACUUUUCCAAAUUGUUUUUUUUUUGAAGGAAUAAUUGCCAACAUGCUUCUCAUUUAUGUGAUUCUCACAAAAACUCCAAUCCAUAUGAGAACUUAUGCGGUUUUAUUGUUCAAUUUCUCAGUUUUCGAUCUUCUUACUUGCAUCGCUUCCUUGUUCGCCUGCCAAAAGUAAGUUGCAAAUACUUUCUGAUUCUAUGUAGUUUCAAAAACUCAUCAAAUUAAGAAAGUCAUAUUUUGAUUAUUAUGAUGAUUCUCCAAAACUAGACCCUAGAACAAUCAAAACACAAAAUAUCCGAAUUUCAGAACAAUCUUCUCUGGAAUCUCUUUGACAUAUAUAUUUCACGGACCAUGCAAAUAUGUUGGAGAUUGGCUUUGCUACUUCUGUCACUGUUUCGUUUGUCACGCAAUGGCUCAUUCUCAAUGGAUUCUUUUGAUCUCAUUCUUUUAUCGUUAUCGUAUUUUGAUGGAUGAUCAUACAACUGUUGUUAGAAUGGCUUUUGUGACUGUUGCAUUUUAUUCGAUGUCUUUUGUCACUUUCGUAAGUUACAAAAAUGGAGGGAAGGGAGAAUGGGAACCUAUUGUAGGAAGUAUUUUGAACUGAACAUUUUAAUAUUUAUAAGUUAUGUUGAAAAGCAGAAAAACCAAAAAAAAUAAACAUAUAUCAGCGUUUCUUUUAGUUGUUCUAUUAUUUGGAUCGUGGAAAUGAGCAAGAACUAAUGGGAAUCAUGUGCUCAUUGCAUCCUACCUAUCAUUAUAAUGAUACCUCAAUUUGGGGAGAAUUGGUUGUAAGUGGAAAUACAACAAUUAUCACAGUUCCAUCGCUUGUUGCAAUUAUUUAUAUGACAAUGACUUGUGUUCCAAUCUACGUUGCUGUUCAUUAUUUGAGAUCAAAAACCCUUUCAACUCUCACUGAUUCAAGUUUGAACAUGUCUCCAGCAACAAAAGCAUCUCAUCAAAAAUUGGUCAAGGCUCUUACAAUUCAAGCUGCAAUUCCCCUUUUCUGGCUUCUCGCAUCUGGCGUCUUCACACUUGCUGAAUUCGGAGUUAUAUCUGGACCAAUUCCAGAAAAUAUGACUUUCCGUUUGAUGGAUUGUAUUCCAGUUUGUUCACCAAUUGCUGCCUUUGUUUUCAUUGCUCCAUAUCGGUGAGUUGAUAAUUCAUUUUCUUGUUUUUCAAAAAAAAAUAAUAUUUUUUUCUCAGAAAUGGCCUCUUCUCAUUGCUCACAAAAGUCGGACUCAUGAAACCAAAAGAAGAAAUCAAAAAUGUCAGUCAAAUUGAUAAGCCUGGAGCAAAAGUGGCUCCAUCCGCGAUGAGCAACAAAAUGGACUGCAUAUAA